Molecule: messenger RNA, 616 nt
Organism: Coffea arabica (coffee)
Lineage: Eukaryota; Viridiplantae; Streptophyta; Magnoliopsida; Gentianales; Rubiaceae
Product: large ribosomal subunit protein uL23-like
Biological process (GO): translation
Cellular component (GO): ribosome
Molecular function (GO): structural constituent of ribosome; rRNA binding
Source: RefSeq, a predicted model, not a curated record
UUUGGCCUAAAUUUCACAUAUAACUCGAGGUAGCUUUACAAAACAAAUCCAAGUCCCAAAUUUCAACACAGAGCCGCUUCAGCAACACUCAGCUCCUCCCCUCAACACUCGGCUCCUCCCCUCAGGUAAAAGAUUUGUAAGGCAGUUUCCAGCAAUGGCUCCUAAAGCUGACACCACAAAAAAGCUUGAUACAAAGGCUCAGGCAGCCAAGGUUGCCAAAUUUGUCAAAUCUGGGACAACUUUUAAGAAGAAAGCCAAGAAGAUCCGGACCAAAGUUACCUUCCAUCGUCCUAAGACAUUGAAAAAGGACGGGAACCCGAAGUACCCACACAUCAGUGCUCCUCCUCGGAAUAAGUUGGACCAUUAUCAGAUUCUCAAAUAUCCUUUGACUACUGAAUCUGCCAUGAAAAAGAUUGAAGAUAACAAUACCAUGGUAUUCAUAGUUGACAUCCGUGUUGAUAAGAAGAAAAUCAAAGAUGCAGUGAAGAAGAUGUACGACAUACAGACCAAGAAAGUGAACACUUUGAUCAGGCCUGAUGGAACAAAGAAAGCAUAUGUUCGGUUGACUCCAGACUACGAUGCUUUGGAUGUGGCAAGCAAGAUUGGAAUAAUAUAA